Messenger RNA from Dromaius novaehollandiae (emu), 3651 nucleotides. It is a transcript of the gene SS18L1, whose product is annotated as SS18L1 subunit of BAF chromatin remodeling complex. NCBI's taxonomy places the organism in Eukaryota, Metazoa, Chordata, Aves, Casuariiformes, Dromaiidae. The transcript has 11 exons. Bases 218 to 1426 code for a protein of 402 amino acids. Gene Ontology annotation, molecular function: transcription coactivator activity. The record is from RefSeq and is a predicted model, not a curated record. Gene Ontology annotation, biological process: positive regulation of dendrite morphogenesis.
GUCAGCGGCGGCGGGCGCGCGCGGGCGCGCGGGGCGGCGCGGCGCGGCGCCCAUGGCUGGCGGCGGGGCGCGGAGCGUACCAUCUGCGCGGGCUCCCCUCCCCGCGCACUGCGGCGCCGCCGCGCGCAGCGGUAGCGGCCGCAUAAUAACAAUAUUAUUAGCGCCGGGAACCAAUAUAUGGUAGCCCCAUAAAAAAAAAAAAAAAAAAAGCCCCACCAUGUCGGUUGCCUUUGCUUCUGCUCGCCCAAGAGGCAAAGGGGAGGUCACCCAGCAAACUAUCCAGAAGAUGCUAGAUGAAAAUCACCACCUAAUACAAUGUAUUAUGGAUUAUCAGAGCAAGGGGAAAACUGCAGAAUGUACUCAAUACCAACAAAUCUUGCACAGAAACCUGGUUUACUUGGCAACAAUAGCAGAUUCUAACCAGAAUAUGCAGUCCUUGCUUCCUGCUCCACCAACGCAAAACAUAAACUUGGGCCCAGGAGGAAUGACUCAGAGUGCAUCCAACCAAUCUCUCCAUUCACAGAGCAAUCUCAGUGAUGCAAUUGGGACAGGCCUUCCUCCUUCCUCCCUCAUGCAGAGUCAGAUUAGCAAUGGUCCUAAUCACGUGUCUAUGCAGCAGUCAGGCCAGAACACUAUGCCCACAACCUCUCUGAGUAUGACUGUCAGCAGUCAUGGAACUGGGCCUGGUUAUAGCCAUACAGUGCCUGCAUCUCAGAAUGUGCCAAUGCAAGGCCAGGGGUCAAUAGGCAAUUAUGUCUCUCGAACAAACAUCAACAUGCAGUCUAAUCCAGUCUCCAUGAUGCACCAGCAAGCAGCGACGUCACAUUACAACUCAGCACAAGGAGGGAGCCAGCAUUACCAGGGGCAGUCCUCCAUUGCCAUGAUGAGUCAGAGCAACCAAGGCAACAGCAUGAUGGGUCAGCGACCAAUGGGCCCUUACAGAGCUUCACAGCAAGGUUCCUCACAACAGUACAUGGGUCAGGAAGAGUAUUACAGUGAACAGUACAGCCAUGGACAAGGCUCCUCAGAACCUAUGAAUCAGCAAUAUUAUCCAGAUGGACACGGUGAUUAUGCCUAUCAGCAAUCAUCCUAUACUGAGCAGAGCUAUGACAGGUCAUUUGAUGACUCUACACAGCACUAUUAUGAAGGAGGAAAUUCUCAGUAUAGCCAGCAGCAGGCAGGAUACCAACAGGGAGCUGCACAACAGCAAACAUAUUCCCAGCAGCAAUACCCAAAUCAGCAAAGUUACCCAGGACAACAGCAAGGAUAUGGUCCUGCACAAGGAGCCUCUUCACAGUAUUCCAGUUACCAACAGGGACAGGGGCAGCAAUAUGGAAGUUACAGAGCUUCCCAGACAGGACCAUCUGCCCAGCAACAGAGGCCUUAUGGCUAUGAGCAGGGACAAUAUGGAAAUUACCAGCAAUAAAAGAACAUGAUCCUGUGUCAGAUUCAUUUCAAUAGUAUAUCCGUCUUUUGAACUGGAUGUACAGGCAGUUUUGAUUAAUUGUAAUAUGUUGGUUACCCCUUAGCACAAAGCAGCGUCUGUAUGUGAACAGUGUUCAUUUCAUGCUGGAUAUGAAGCAGUGCACUACUGGUAACAAGACAAUGCUUUAAUGGUUUGAUAUUUGGUGCUGUGUAUAGUACUGUAUGUUGAUACAAUGCAGAAUUUUUUUCAUUUCCCCCCCACCAUUCUUGAUGUUUCAAAAUAGCUUUAGGAUCAUUUGAUCACAGUUGUGCCCAGUUCUGGAAAACAGCCAGAUUAUUCUGCGCUCUGGCUAAAUACAAAGCCAUUUAGUCAUAUAUCAGUCCAAGAAAGUAUCCUAGGGUAGGUUAUUGAUUGUUGUUUAAGUGGAUGCAUUGAAGUUUACCUGCCAGCCUCUGAAAUUCAUGGCUCUUAACUCUACUCCUUUAGAGUAAGGAGAGGGAUACAUUCCUUACAUGAAGUCAGUUCCAUGCUGUAAGAUAAAAAGAAAAUUAACUGCAGUUUUUGCAAUACCUACUAGGGCUCACUAUCCAAGUCUUCUAAUUUAAUAUAUCUGCAUAAGUCCAUGUUUCUGUUGUAAAAGAUACAGAAAGAUGAUCAAAACCUAUAUUCAAGAAAACAUUAAUCACUAGAGGCACCUUUUAUAUAUCCAUGUAAACUAAGGUAUUUCUAUCAUGGAAAGAAAAAUAGAAGGGAGCUUUGAGAUCUGGAAUGUCAGCCUACUAAAUGUCAAUAUUGCUUCAUAUUGUGCUAAGCUAAAAAGAACAUCUGGCAAAACUCCAGUCUUAAAUAUGCUACUCCAAAUUUUAUAACUCGCAUAUAUAUUUUCAUGCCAGCUUUCCCAGGCAGGUAGCUGGCAUCCUUCUUUAUUUCUGAUUCUUCCGUUGCCCUUUACUCAGAUUUUCUAGCAAGCAUUAUAACCAUGAAUGUUAUCAUGUUUUUUGAUUGACUGUUCCUACAGCUCCUCAUCACUUUUAUUUCUCUCUUGUAGCUCGACAGAAGUAGUUCAGAAGUAAAAAAAAAAAAAAAAAUCCAUCUUUAUUGCAGAUAAACAACUAAAUCCAGCUUUAAUUCUGAAACAAUAUUAUGCAUAGAGGGAGGGGGACUGUUAAUAGGGUCAACCAGUAAGAGAAAACCUAUAGAGGGAGAAUCGAUAAAUAAGGAACAGUGGUAUGUAGAAGCCAAUAUGACUAAUAAAAGUCACUUAUUCAGUUGUAUACAUUCUUAUAAAGUGUUGAAUGAAGCACUUAUAAAGUGCUUAUAUAACUGCUAAAUGAAACACCAUGGCCAAACUUCUCUGUGGCAAAAGGCUUUAUAUUCCAUGAGCAUUUUUUAAUGCAAGAUUAAAUUGAAACUUAGACUAUAGAGUAAAUAUAUCCUCUGUAGGGUUUUCUCCUUUUCUUUGUCUAAACUGGUGUAUUUAUUGGAUUUUGAAUUCUAGUACUUUGUAUUUUGAAAAACUAAGACCACAAGGAAAAGGAAACAUCUCACACUUUAUUACUUUCUUUCCUGUAAAGGAAAAGUCUUUAUAUGAGACAGCCAGACAGUUUACUGUUAAAUGUUGUCCAAGCACUGCCCUUGCUACAUUAAUGCUUUUAAUUGCUGAUAAAAUAGAAAACAUGUUUCUUAUUCCGUCCUUAUUUCUAUCAUCUGUCCUGCUGGUGUUUUCAUACAAAUAAGUACUCUCAAGUAUCAAGGAACAGAAAGGAAAUAUGAUCAUUUUCUUUACAAUAUGUUAAUAGUACAAGUAGCCAGGAGAAUGCAAUAUUGCUCUUUGCCAGCUUGGAAAUACACGUUUUAUGUGGUUUUUGAAAGUGCUGAAAUAAUACUUUUGAGAGAAUAUGAACAACACUUAAAAUGAAACAGCAACAUUACAUCAAUCUGAAAUGUCUUACAUUAAGAAUUUCUUGAAUGUUGUGUAUAUAAUAUAUUUGAAAGAGCACUUUGGAGAUAGUUUGUACAUUUAUUUCCUAAUUUAUACAUGAUUUUUGGUGUUAAUAUUUCUAAUUGUUAAUAACAAAAUGUUUAUUUAAUGUGUUGUCCAUUUUUAUGUAUUAAUGUGGAAACAAAGUGAUGCCAGCAUUUUGACUUCUUCCAUUAAUUGUAUCAUCUUAUGUUUUGUAAUACAGAAUGCUUGAAAAUUGUUUAGGUUAAAAAUUAUCUGAAAA